CAUAUCUUUCUCUGCAGUUCAAACAUAUGAUCUUUCAUAUUAUUCACUUGUAUAUUAAGCGAUUUAUGUCGUUUUGUCGCUGGUGUGAAACAGGCCCAAGUGAACAAACAAAACUUGCAAUUAUUCUAAAUCUGUGUUCUCACAGUGUAGCAAAGGCACUUUAAAUGAGAGAAUGAAGUGCGAACAUCGUAUAAUUAUGCUAAAGCAGUGCUUUUUCGGGUGCUCGAAUUGUGACAAAAAAUGUUUUUGUUCCCUUGAAAUCAGUAAAUGAUCAUCCGUUUACUCUAGAGGCCCUCUGGGCACUCUAAUCUGGUAACUACAGCAACGCUACCUUUUCAACAGAAAUGUUUCUGUGACACAAACGCACAUAUCGCCCGCCCUUAAAGGCGGUUGUUUUGUUUCGGUUGAGUGAAACCAGCGAUGAAAUAAGUGAAGCGAGGCAGUUGUAAAAUAUUUGAAUAUGUAAAUUACAUUAGCUUUCGUAUUACCUUGAUUUAGACACUUAAUCGUUCAAAAACGUUAACAGCACAGUAGUCGAGAUAUUAUCGCCGCAAAAUGGACCACGAGGAUGCCCGUCACCAAAUGAAAAGGCAUUCUCAAUCGGCGACUUCGCAAGAUUCUUCAGCGACGUGUAACCCGUCUAAAUUAACCUUUAAAGCUUAUUUCUUUCUAUUUUUCGCCGCCAUUGGCAGUUCCCUGCCUUAUCUGACAUUGUACUACAAGCAGCUUGGACUCACCGCUGGACAUGCAGGGAUUCUAAAUGGCGUGAGACUCUUUACAGAAUUCAUCGGGUCCCCGUUAUGGGGCAUGGUCGGGGACAAAUUUAGGAUGCGAAAGAUUAUCUUAUUCGCUUCGCUGGUGUCGUAUACAACAGGGACUUUGUUGCUUAUGGCUGUUCAACCGCAAAAUCAACAGUGUGUCAAGACUGAAGCGAAUAAAACUGAGAUAACAUCUCUGAUUUUUACCGCAGGAGGAACGCUAAAAUUAGGAGACGACAAACAAGAGGAAAGAUUUGAAAACCACGCUAGUACUGCACAUUUUACCCGCAAAGUCGACGAAUCCGAAAUCACGAAAAUAUUCAUAAUUUUUCUGGUGAUAAUUUGUACUAGUCAAAUCAUUGGUUCUGUCGUUUUCAGCAUGCCUGAUGCUUUAGUCGUGGGCUUUCUGAAAGAAAAUGUUCACGCGUUCGGAACUUUCCGAAUGUGGGGCGAAGUGGGCGUCGCUGGAGGUUCGUUUCUCGUCGGAGGAGUCAUAAACUUUUACCAAUCGGAGGUGUGCGGUGAGACUGUGAAGAACUACUUCAUUUCAUUCUAUUUCUUUGCUGGAUUCAAUGCGCUGGCAAUAUUCACUGUUAUCUUCAUAAAAGUAAGCUACGCCGAUCUGGAGACAUCAUCAAGCGUUACUAUAUUACCAUUACUGAAAGAACUUCUGAAAUUCCGUAAUGCGGUGAUUAUAAUUAUGGCUACUUAUCUAGGAAUGCUGAACGGCUUGCACGAAUACUUCGGCUUCUGGUACCUGGAUGAUCUCGGGGCCAAGCCCUACAUGUUGGGUAUCGCAUCUGGUUUGCGUUACACCGUAGCUAUGCUCGCGUACUUCGCGUCAGAGGUUGUAAUCACCAAGGUCGGACAUGUGUGCGCCAUAACCGCAAGUUUAGCACUUUACGUAGCGGUGUACCUGGGCCUGGCAUUUGUCCUCAACCCCUGGCUGGGUGUGGUGCUAUACAGUGUCCAGGGAUUGCUGUAUGGCACAAGCUGGGUAGCCUGUGUGGUUUUUGGCGGUACCAUAUCCUUACGACUUGGCUUCUACGCAGUUACACAAGGUGUCCUGGGUGGAUGUUACUGGGGACUAGGAGUUGGCACAGGCAUAGUGAUCAGCGGUCUCCUUAUCAACUGGGUCGGCGUUGCCAAGACUUAUUUCAUUUACUCUAUCACGACAAUAUUUGUUUUAGGUCUGUUUUCAUCCACUCAUUUGUUCGUAAAGUUAAGAGAAGGAAAAAGAGAGAGCGAAGAAAGUUAUAAAUUAGUGGCGACGAGUGAAAAGGAACCCCAGGAAUAACGUUGACGUUUAAUAUACAGGGAUAAAUUAUUGUUUGAAAACUUGGCUUCUUAGAGUUGAACCCAAGCCGCGUGCAGAUGUCUAGUAUGUCUAUUGCUUUCACUUAUUUCAGUGUAAUUUCCAGAUUCCUUGAGUUCUCGAUUUUUCGAACCUUCCGAUAACUCGAACUAGAAGUCGUUUCCCUCUCCUCAGUCGAACAUUGUCAUUUUA
Orbicella faveolata is the source of this 2265-nucleotide messenger RNA. Its product is annotated as major facilitator superfamily domain-containing protein 6-like. The record is from RefSeq and is a predicted model, not a curated record. Gene Ontology annotation, cellular component: membrane. NCBI's taxonomy places the organism in Eukaryota, Metazoa, Cnidaria, Anthozoa, Scleractinia, Merulinidae.